Molecule: messenger RNA, 3321 nt
Organism: Poecilia reticulata (guppy)
Lineage: Eukaryota; Metazoa; Chordata; Actinopteri; Cyprinodontiformes; Poeciliidae
Source: RefSeq, a predicted model, not a curated record
UUUGCCAGUGGGAGCGCGCACAGACGCACGGAGCGAGCGGGCAGGAGAGACACAAGUCCAACAUCCUCUGAGCGCCAUAUCUCUGAUCUGUUUUCUGGAGCGCUCCUGAACACCUGCCGCGGAGGGGAGAAGAAGAAAAAAAUCUCCGACUUAAUAGCGCGUUUAAACUCUCACCCAAAUUGUGAUGGAGUUUCCUACAGUUCCUUCAGAGGACUUUCAGGAGGUCUACUCUGGGUCUGCAACUCCUUAUUUAAAUGCCACAUUUUUAGAGGAUCUGCUGACUGAACCGUCUAAAAGCAACGAAACCAGCGGGGUCGCAGCCAGAGACACCUCGGGUCUCAUCAUCGCAGUCUGCAUCACGGCUCUCUACUCUCUCGUCUGCGUGGUGGGACUGCUGGGAAACGUGCUUGUUAUGUACGGAGUGAUCCGCUACACCAAGAUGAAGACCGCCACCAACAUUUACAUCUUCAACCUGGCUCUGGCCGACGCUCUGGCCACCAGCACCCUCCCCUUCCAGAGUGCCAAGUACCUGAUGAGCACGUGGCCCUUCGGGGAGCUGCUGUGCAAGGCGGUCAUUGCCAUCGACUACUACAACAUGUUCACCAGCAUCUUCACCCUCACCAUGAUGAGCGUGGACCGCUACAUCGCUGUUUGCCAUCCUGUCAAAGCCUUGGACUUCCGGACGCCUGCUAAAGCCAAGCUCAUCAACGUCUGCAUCUGGAUCCUGUCCUCGGCCGUCGGAGUGCCGGUGAUGAUCAUGGCGGCUACCAAGGUGACGGACAAAGGAAACACUGCCUGCACGCUCAGAUUUCCCAAGCCGGAGUGGUACUGGGACACCGUGAUGAAAAUCUGCGUGUUUAUCUUCGCCUUCGUGGUGCCAGUCCUCGUCAUCACCAUCUGCUACGGCCUGAUGAUCCUGCGGCUGAAGAACGUCCGGCUGCUGUCCGGCUCCAAGGAGAAGGACAGGAACUUGCGGCGCAUCACGCGCAUGGUUCUGGUGGUCGUGGCGGCUUUCAUCGUCUGCUGGACCCCCAUCCACAUCUUCAUCAUCGUCAAGACCAUGGUGGAGAUCAACCACAAGAACCUCCUGGUGGUAGCCAGCUGGCAUCUGUGCAUCGCCUUGGGCUACGCCAACAGCAGCCUGAACCCCAUGCUGUACGCCUUUCUGGAUGAAAACUUCAAGCGGUGCUUCAAUGACUUCUGCCUGCCGUACCGCUCCCGCUCGGAGCAGAGCAGCUUCUCCAGAGCGCGCAACAGCGCCAGGGAGCCCGUGUCUGUUUGCGUGCCUGCGGGGGUGCAAAGAGCGCCGGGCUGACAGAGCGCGGAUCAGGCAGAGGGAGAAACGGGUCAGGAUGGACUGCAGACUGAUGACACACAGUUCUCCACCACUGGAGUCUGAGGUUUUGACCUUUGACUGAACCGUGGAUGGGGUCCAUGUUGUGACCGCUUACCUAAAAUAUGAUUAAAGCAUUUUAUUUGAAAUAUACCAGUGCCUGUAGAUAAGAAAUCUAGACGUGUUCCCCUGAGCUUUGCAUAAAAAACCUAUUUAAUUCACACAAGAUUGUCUGACUAGAUUAAAAAAUCAAGUAACUGGCCCUGCUUUAUUUGACUUAAAGAAUAAUUUUCAGUUUUCACAGUUGGGAGCUCCACAUUUUACAGAGAAGAUUCAGGUGCGAGUUGUUUUAAAGAGUAUUUUUAUGGUCAGUUUGAGGCCAGUGAUGGCGCAUAGACGAAUCGGUGUAAUCGUCACUCUCCCACAGAUUCUCCCACCUGCCUCUGAUAACAGUCUGGACGAGAGCUUCUUAGAACAGCAGAGAUUAUUUUGUUGAAGAUACUCGUUGUGACCGUGGCUCAAAGAAACGCACAGUUUCGAAGUUAAAUGUCAUACAUGAGCCAAUAACAAAUGUCUAAAAAUUACAUUAUAAUCCUAAAAAUUGUAGCAGCCUGUAAAAAAUUGGAGGACUUAAAAAUCGUCAAUUUGAUGGCAUCUCUCUUUUUAUUAAUUCAAAAACAUGAUGAAUUUAGUAAUUGGCAAAGAACAUUUUUUGUCAAAAGUUGUAAAGUAGUAAAAGCAGCAGAUUGUUGGAACUAUGAGUUAUAAUUGCAGUUUGUAUUUAUUAGGUUCUCCAUUCAAAACAAACAAAUUAAAUGAAAGAAGUUUGAAUUAAAAAACAAAAACAGUAAAGAAAUUAGAACAUCUGUACUGCUUUCAGGUUUUCUACUUACAAUUUUCCGACUAAAAUGUAAAACAUUGGAUAUUUAUUUAUUAUUUAUUUAAUCAUUUCUUUAUUUAUUUCUUUUAUAUUUCAAUGGUUUGGUUUUUUGUAACACUUUUAUACAGACCAGGGAUGCAGCAAUAUUAACAUUUGGGUCGAUGAUAUCCAAUACUAAUACUGCUGUAUUUUCCAAUAUUAUAUAUAUAUUUCCCUGCACUUUAGAUACAGUAAAAAAAAUAAACUCGCCACCUGCACUGCUUUUCUGUUUUAGCUAUACAUCUCCCAUAAUCUUAUGCUGUCACUGUCACUCUGCCAUGAAACACAAAGAGCAACAAGAUGGAAAUAAACAUCAGUCAUUUAUUUCAGCCCAGUUUUUCUUGUAAGUUAAAAAAAAAAGACAAACUUUGUCUGAUACCGAUGUAGGCGCUGAUUUAUUGUGCAUCCCUAACGCAAACCCAAACUGGUUCAGAUCACAUAACAAACACUGAAAAAGUUCAGAGCUCCAGUUAUUGUCAUGAUACAUCUUUGAUUUCAUGCGAUUCUACAUGUGAAUGUCGAUAUGAGAUAUAUAUAUAUAUAUAUUUUGCAUUACUGGAUGUAUUUUACUCUAUCACACAGAAGCACUGCCUUUAUGAAUGAGUAGCAGUCACCUUUCACCUCUGCUCAGCUGAAUAUAAAGUCGUACAAAGAUGAGCGACUUACAUUUUUUUUAAGGUGUACUGGGGCUGGGGGUAGUUUAGUGCCAAUAAUGACGAGAGAAGACAUACUUGAGUGGUUGCCAUAUUUAACAUUGCACACUGUAUGAAACGUACUGUAAAGAUAGGGAUUUCUAAUGGCCUAUGUAUAGUAAUAUUAUUUAUUUUGUGGUUUUGUUUAUGUUUAUGCACAAAUGAGCAAGAGUUGGGUGAACAAAGUGUUGUGUAAAUAACACUGUAAAUAUUGAUUCUGUAGUGAAAAAUUAUAUAUUCUUUCGCACUUUGACUUAUUUAUUUAUUUUUGCCCAGAACUGAGAGAAGAGCAUUUACGCAAAAAGCAACACUUUUCUUGGUUGGUUGACUAUUUCUCUGUUGCAACACUUCGUGGAAAUAAAUCUUGUCCUGUUGGA